AUGGAUCUUGAGAGGAACAGGGUGUUGUCCAAUUGGGACACCACGGUGGAUGAUGAAGAUGUCAUAGUUAUCUCUUCUUCUACGAAGCAACAACCAAAGUUGUCGACUUUUCUUCUCACGUGUGCCUAUGUUUCUGUUUGCAUCGUAAAAGCAACUGAUGAAGAAUCCAAAAAAAGGGAUAACAAUAAUGAAAAUAAAUUCAUGUUUGGAUUCGCUGUGGAUUGCAGGGCUAAAUUGGACCCUCCAGUUCACGAGAACUACUUUGGGAACUGUGUUGCCGGACAUAUCGUUGAUGCAAUAAAAGCAGAGGACUUCAGAAAAGAAAACGCGUUGGUGAUUGUUGCGAAAAAGAUUUACAGUAAGAUAAGAUCGGUUGGUACUAUGGAAGGAGCGCUUGAUGGAAUAGAGACGAUGUUCUUUAGAGCGGCGAUGAUGGUGAAAGAAGGGAAGAAACCAAUAGGAGUAGCGGGAUCAGCGAGGUUUGGUGUUUAUGGAAUCGAUUUUGGAUGGGGGAAGCCUGAAAAGGUAGAGAUAACUUCGGUGGACAGAGGAAUCACCAUUGGCAUGGCAGAGAGUAAAGAUGGGAGUGGGGGGAUUCAAGUGGGGCUUGUUCUUAAUAAGCAUGUGAUGCAUCUGUUUAAUGAAUUAUUUCAUGCUGGCUUAUGUUGAAAUCAAAUCAAUAAGCUUUAUUUUGUCCUUUGUAAUCCACGUGAUUCUACAGUUCAUUACUUGAAUAAAGAAAGUGAUCCAUGCUACGAUAC
Arachis duranensis is the source of this 761-nucleotide messenger RNA. RefSeq names its product phenolic glucoside malonyltransferase 1. The coding region runs from base 1 to 669 and encodes 222 amino acids. The record is from RefSeq and is a predicted model, not a curated record. Lineage: Eukaryota; Viridiplantae; Streptophyta; Magnoliopsida; Fabales; Fabaceae. The transcript has 2 exons.